This is a messenger RNA of Hypoxylon trugodes, 1525 nucleotides long. RefSeq lists its product as uncharacterized. The record is from RefSeq and is a predicted model, not a curated record. The transcript is spliced from 3 exons. Lineage: Eukaryota; Fungi; Ascomycota; Sordariomycetes; Xylariales; Hypoxylaceae. The coding region runs from base 598 to 1359 and encodes 253 amino acids.
UGUUCGCGCCCUGUAUUCUCAAAUUGAUAAUGUACUGAGUGUGCCUAUAGGUAUUAACUUAGGUGCCUAAGACAGGCACUGCCCCAGACCUGAAAAUGACCAAAGUGACACAAACUGCAACUCAUCGAAGGAAAAAGAAGCGAAUAUGAUCUCAUCACAAUUCUCUUUCUUUCUUCAUUGAUAACGAGGUCUAAGUGACUAGGAGCCCAAAGGAGCAUUUCUGAAUUAAACGGAGAGGGUGUAUGGAGUCGUUUCUCCAACGGAACUUUCCAGUAUCCCAGUCAUCUUAUGAUAAAACCUGGUAGAUAUAUGAGAAAACGCUAACAAAAUUUCAGAAGAAUUCGCGAUGAUUUUUUUUUUAAAAAAAAAAACAAGGGAAAGACGAUAGUUAAGUACAAAGUUAUCGGCGCUUGGACCAUAUUCACCAAGAUAGCACAUGUGACUUCCAUACGUAGCCUUAUCGAUUAACCGGGUUCUUUCACCUAGGACAGAUGUGGAUUUUACUGUUUUAGCUGUUUUAGAAACGUCACCAUAUCGCAAAAUCGCAUUCUUACCGUCACUACGUCACAAGGUCCCUAUCUUUUAACGUCUUAGGUCAUGGAUAAGAUGCUACGACCAUUGCAUCUUCGGGUCGCCCCCUCAAUUUUGAGGCCGGCGAUUCAUCGUCGUCGGUUUCGAAGCUGUCCGCAACUUAACACCCCCAACUACGCACCUGGUCCAUAUUUCUAUCCUCCACCCAAGUCACGAGGAAGUCGGUUGAAAGACAUAGCCAUAGGUUCAGGACUCACCAUUUCCGCUUAUUUGGCAUACAUAUAUUAUCAGUAUCGCCAGCUUUCGAAGGAGAUGCGGGAAGCAGCAAAGCAAUACGAGCAGGAUGAAGUUCUGGAAAUGGAAUUCGACCAUGCCUUUACCGAGGCACGUUAUGCUGGUGAUCAGGAUCGCUUGAAAGAACUCACUUUUGAGCUCGCAAGAGCCAUAUCCAAAGGCCGGGUUGAAGUCGGCCCAUUGCCCAGACUACCCGAAGGCGACAAGUCACACGGCAAGGAUAAUAUCCCGGAAGAAGACACGUUGAUGUUCAUCGUUGACCAUGAUGGAGAUUCACUCAUAGUUCAUCUCGCUGUCAAUGCUGAGUCUCAAGAGAUAUUUCAAUCGGCAUCACGAACAGAUGACCCCGCAGAUCAGAAGGACAGUCCCCUUCUUGAAAUAAUUCUCCGAGUUAAUUAUCAAGCUGCUGAGUGGAUUCGAGAAGGAAUCCUCGGCGAAGAUGGCGAUUUGUUAGUCACUAUCAAUAUGCGAGAUAGACACUUUGGCUUUACGUAUUGUCCAAAUUCGUCUCGUAUCAGGAAUCAAUUGAUAUGAGAUUGCGACCACGCCAAUCUCACCCAUCCAUCAACGCAUGCCGCCUUAUUUGGCAGUCAUUCGACGAGCCUAGAUCCCUGAUCAACAACAAUGCAUGGGAAUGUAUUAUGGAGACCAAUCAGUUCGGUCAGUCUGCUGGGGACAUGCGGCUGCCUUUGGUAUGUUC